Messenger RNA from Botrytis cinerea B05.10, 1599 nucleotides. RefSeq lists its product as hypothetical. Lineage: Eukaryota; Fungi; Ascomycota; Leotiomycetes; Helotiales; Sclerotiniaceae. The transcript has 2 exons. The record is from RefSeq and is a predicted model, not a curated record. Bases 220 to 1431 code for a protein of 403 amino acids.
GAAAGGAUUCAAAAAUUAUAGUUACUCCGUCAUUUAACAUCACCAAACUGAAUCACACCGCUUUCAUUCUUCGGAUUUCUAGAUCAUUCUGCCGUCUACAAACCAAGGCGGUGUAACAAAUAUUCUGCGAAAAACGUCAUGUCGCAAAGACAUUCUCAUCUUCCAUAAACAAACCUUCCAAACCAUUCUACCUCACAAUCACCAUCAAUUCUUUUCAUCAUGGGUCGCAGCGACGGCAACGAGCGGGUAGUCAAACCCAAGAGAGAAAGAAAAGAAAAAAUCCCCAAGGAUCAGCGGGUUCGCAAAACUAAACUUCCCAAGGAUAAAGAUCCGCUUCGUACGAAUAAACCUGAAGUCCCGUUGAUGAAUCGUUCGGUGCACGCGAAAUGGGGCGCGCUUUUUAGAAAACAUCUUGGGGUGCUAGAGGCGCAUUGCAAGGCGUUGGAUAGGGUUCAACAGGCUAUGAAGAAUGAGAUGAAGAGCUUGAGCGAGGAGGAGAAGAAGGAGUGGCAGUUGAAUGAGGAGGGGCCGUGGAGGAUUCUUUGUGGAUUGUUGGAUAGAGGGAGGGAUACGUUGGUUAGCGGGAGGACGAUGGCGCAGUUUGUGCUACCUCCUCGUUUGAUCAAAGAUAAAAAGGGAUUGGGAGUUCAGGGCACAAGUUAUCAACCUCUUGUUCCACAACUCGAUGCUCGUCUCGCGGCGGAAAAAAAUGGCACUGCUACUACCAAGACCAAUGAGAGUAAUAACGAUAGUUCUGAUUCCUCCUCAGAUUCAGACUCAUCAUCCGAUUCCGACUCCGACUCCGAAUCCGACGCAGCAGAAGUAGGAGGAUAUGAAGAUGAAGAUGUGGAAAUGGAAGAUGCACCUGCCGCAGAAUCUAAAAAAGAUCUUUCAGCAAGUACGCCGGUGGAGACGGAACCAAGUGCGCAUUUUUUUGUUGAUACAGAACCAACUCCAAUCGCAGAUUUGAAUAAGAAGGAUAAGAAAGAUAAGAAGAGAAAGGCGGAGGAAGCUCUUGGGGGAAGAAAAUCAAAGAGAGAGAAGAAGAGCGAGGAAGAAAAGGAAAUGGAAAAGGACAAGAAAAUCGAGGAGGAAGAGGUUAAUUUUAAAGCUAUGGAGGCACAGUUGCAAGCGGAGGUUGAGGCGGGUAUGAAGGCUCAGGAGAAAAAGGCUCAGAAUGCGGAGAAAAAAGAGAAAAAGAGAGGGAGAGAGGGUAAUGGAGAGGAAAAUGAGGGGAAGAAAUCAAAGGAAAAGAAGAAUGAAAAAGUUGAGGAGGAAGUGGAGGAGGUUGAAGAGGCGGAGCCAGUGAUUGAGCCAGAGGUAGACAGUAAAAAGGAGAAGAAAUCGAAGAAGGAUAAAAAGAGAAAGGCAGAUGAUGUUGCGGCAGAAGAUGAACAAAUUGAUGGAAAGAGGAAGAGGAAAUCGAAAUAAGAGGUUUGUAAAUUGAAAGAGAAAUUUACCGGUAUAGCAUAUCCAAAUGAUUUUAAGCAAAUGGAGAGGAGCAUCUAGGCAUUGCGUGGAUGGAUGGAUAGAUGGGUGGGUGUGUUACUUAAUGAAUCAAAUUAAAUACUAUCAAAAUGAUAUAUGUACACUCUUACA